This is a messenger RNA of Daucus carota subsp. sativus, 1440 nucleotides long. RefSeq names its product myb family transcription factor PHL8. The coding region runs from base 200 to 1333 and encodes 377 amino acids. The record is from RefSeq and is a predicted model, not a curated record. The transcript has 7 exons. Gene Ontology annotation, molecular function: DNA binding; DNA-binding transcription factor activity. NCBI's taxonomy places the organism in Eukaryota, Viridiplantae, Streptophyta, Magnoliopsida, Apiales, Apiaceae.
AUGAUACUCUCCCCGGUUGAUGAUUAAAACCAUUUUAUAUACACGCAAAUAUUAUAUAUAAAAAUUACCCGCAAGUGGAGCUCCGACCAAGUUAUAAGCUCUGGUCAUUCAAUAAUCCCAAAAGCUUAUAACUAAUGUCAUCCUUCUUUUAUGUGCAUAAUAAAUCAAAGCCUUCCAAACAACUAGGGAGCAAAAGAGAAUGAGUGAAGCAGAUAUCCAGUCCGAUAGCAGUAAGUUUGAUGGCCGUGAAGAACAGUUGGACAACAAGACAUCAUCCGAGUCUUCGAAUAACAAUUCCUCUUUCGACUUAAAUGAAGUAGCCAACAGUGAAGGCGAUGAAUGUGAGAAUGAUGUUCCUGAUCCGAGAGGUGAAUAUAGUGAUGGACAUGUAGGGGGAUCAGAAAAUCAUGAAUGCAGAAACGAAAGUGGAAAGAAAGGCUCGGUUCGACGAUAUGUUCGAUCUAAAUUGCCUAGGCUUCGGUGGACACCUGAACUUCAUCGUUCUUUUGUGCAUGCUAUAGAGCGGCUUGGUGGACAAGAAAGGGCAACUCCAAAAUUAGUUCUCCAAAUAAUGAAUGUUAGAGGACUUAACAUUGCACAUGUAAAAAGUCAUUUGCAGAUGUUUAGGAGUAAGAAGCUUGACGACUUUGGACAAGUUCUAAGUGCACAAACAAGUAAAACAAUGGGAGGAAGAUAUUAUGUUCCAAAUGCUUACGGCCAAAGGUUGAAUCCACUUCAUCACUUCAUAAUCAAAAACAGCGACAUUGAUACAAGAAAAUCCGACAUUCAUAGACGUCUUCAGAGUCUCAUGAAGAAUCACUCCCAAUCUGCAAGUAAUACCAUAACUCAAUCUUUAAGAAAUCAGUUAUAUUCUAAUAGGAACCAUGCCGGAUUAACCUCAAAGUACCCAACAAACGUAAGUCUUGAAUCAGAUGUCAAGCGAUUGAGCAGGUCAUUCAUGUGCCAAUCAUUUCAAGAAAAACAAUAUACAUUAUCCAGAUAUAUUGAAAACAACAGCAACAAAUGGACAUCAGGUAAUUUUACCGAUGAUCAUAAAAGAGUUGAAGCCCCUGUGAUAGCGACCGCUCAUUCACCUCACAGGAACUGUGGUUUACAAUAUCCAAGCUUUAAUACGCAGAGGGUGUUUGAGACUCGAUUGGAGAAUCAUGAGACACUGAAGCCGACAGAGUCGUUGCCUGAUUUACAGCUCAAACUAAGCCAGAACGUAGGGAUCGAAGAUCAGAAGAUUCAUCUAAACAAAAUUCCAGAAAUCAACACUGCGCUCUCUCUUUCUUUGUCCCCUUAUUCCUCAAGGCAAACUAAAACAGCCUAGCACUAUGCUUAACGUAUAAUAGAGUUAAAUAUGCAGUGCAUAUAUAUUUUAAACUUUCUGAGAGAUUAAUUACUUGAUCUUCUUACGAUUCUACUUCAUAUUAAUUA